GCACACACACACGCCCUCUCUCACACACAAUGGGACUAAAAUAGCGGCGAACCUCCGGGUUAAUGUGCACCAAUGGCCAGCGAGCCACUUACAGAGGCGAGCGCAUCAGUGCCACAGGUGAUCAGAGGUGAGGGCGCAGGGAUGGGAGACUCCGAGGCUCCCGGCUGCUGCUGCGCACAACUAAAAUAAAUAAACUUAUCAUGUAAAGAGCGUGGAUUCCGUCACGUCACUUCGCGGGAGAUGAUGAGACAGCAGCGAGUGCGUCUGCAAGCUGAGGAGAGCCGAUGAAGCAGCCGAGUUCUUCUGCGCGUCUCCCUUUACGCACAGGCGAUGUGAAGACGGGGGACUUCACAUCGAGGUAAAAGACCGCCGCAAGAGGAGCACAGACUCGGAAGAAGCCCGCGCAAGUUUCAAAAAGUGUAUUUUUUACUAAAGAAAAGCCAGGAUGGAGACAGAUGAUGGAUCAUCCGGGUUGGCCAAGUCCGCCGCGGUGAAGCUCUCCGAGAUGGGUGAGAGGACCAAGCAGCUGGGCACCGCGAUGAGAGACCCGCACCAGCAGAGGCGAAUCAUCCUGGUCAUCGUCUGCGUGGCUUUGCUGCUGGACAACAUGCUCUACAUGGUGAUAGUGCCCAUCAUCCCGGACUACCUCGCUGACCUGGAGAGCGAGCAGACCGAGCACGUCCACUUGGUCAUGCACCCCAACACCUCUACCAACAGCACAAGUCCAUCCAAAAACAACCUAGACGUGCAGAUCGGAGUUCUAUUCGCGUCUAAAGCCAUUCUCCAGCUCCUAGUCAAUCCUCUGUCUGGGACCUUCAUAGACCGGGUCGGGUAUGACAUCCCCCUGCUCAUCGGGCUCAGCGUCAUGUUCGUCUCCACCUGUAUAUUCGCUUUCGGGGAGAACUAUGCCACUUUGUUUGUGGCCAGAAGUUUGCAAGGACUCGGCUCGGCCUUCGCGGACACAUCUGGACUGGCCAUGAUCGCGGACAAGUACACGGAGGAAGCGGAGAGGAGUCGCGCUUUGGGCAUCGCCCUGGCGUUCAUCUCUUUCGGGAGCCUGGUGGCACCUCCUUUCGGAGGGGUCCUGUACGAGUUCGCGGGCAAAAGAGUUCCCUUCAUCGUGUUGGCUUGCAUCUGCUUGGCAGACGGGUUCUUGUUCCUCACUCUGAUCAAGCCCCUCACCAACAGGACUAGAGAGAACAUGCCAGUCGGCACCCCCAUCUACAGACUCAUGAUCGACCCCUACAUCGCAGUUGUGGCAGGGGCUCUGACCGUGUGCAACAUCCCGCUGGCCUUUCUGGAGCCCACCAUCGCCAACUGGAUGGAGACCACCAUGCACUCCACGCAGUGGGAGAUGGGUCUCACAUGGCUGCCUGCGUUCUUCCCGCACGUCCUCGGUGUGUACAUCACCGUCAAACUAGCCGCGCAGCAUCCGAAUCUGCAGUGGUUCUACGGCGCAGUGGGGAUGGUCAUCAUAGGCGCCAGCUCCUGCACUGUCCCGGCGUGCAAAACUUUUGGGCAACUCAUCGCGCCCCUGUGCGGGAUCUGCUUUGGCAUCGCGCUCGUGGACACGGCGCUGCUGCCCACCCUUGCGUUCCUGGUGGACGUGCGCCACGUGUCCGUGUACGGUAGUGUCUACGCUAUAGCCGACAUCUCCUAUUCUGUGGCGUAUGCCAUGGGGCCAAUAGUCGCGGGGCAGAUCGUGCACAAUUUAGGCUUCGUGCAGCUCAACUUGGGCAUGGGUCUCGUCAAUGUGCUUUACGCACCAGCUCUGCUGCUGCUGCGCAACGUGUGCCAAAUGAAACCGUCCUAUUCCGAGAGAGAUAACCUUUUAGAAGAAGCGCCACAGGGGCUUUACGAUACCAUCAAAAUGGAAGAGAGGAGGGGCAAAAAGAAGGGCUACAGUUCAGCGGGGAAUUGCCUGCCGGUGGAUGAAAAUGGGUUCGAUCCCUUUAGAGCACAAAUGUCUCCGUCGGAGGAGUCGUCCGGUCCGGACUACGCUUAACACCCCGGUGUGGCGCGAUGAAGUCGGAAUCAAAGCACAUAUUAAGACUAGUUUUCUGUGCGUGCCGAUGUGCAAUAUCCAUGGUGCGUUCAUUUGCUGCUCGGAAAUUACGCACACUUGGCCAGAACGUCAACAAAACGGCAUGUUAAAAAUUCGACUCGGUGAGCACAACCGUGAAAUAAGCCUUAUGAAAAUGCAAUGAUGAGCACGUAAAUACACAAACGUGUUUGUGUAUUUACGCAGUAAUACUGUCACGCCAGAGUUAAUUUGUUUUACAAACAACAAGAGAAUAUGUUACCGUAGAUGAAUAUCGUAUCAAAACACCACUAUAAAUAAAUAUCGCAAAGCACAACCUCUAAACUUUUGUAGGAAAUGUUACGUUCAAUUUAAGCACAAAAUAAAAAAAAACGUUUAAUAUAUUACCGAAUAAAUGUAAUCAAUAAAGCGAAGGUCACAAACGGAAGUUUCCAACGACGUGACAAAGCUCGAUCAUUUCCCCCGGACUCUUUCCCAAUCGUCCCAACAGCACACGAACGCACCACAACACCCAGCCACCAAAAUCACGACCUGUUUUAUCCAAAGUUCUUUUUUUGUGAUUGUCCAAAAAGAAGUCUAUGUCGUCACGUCGGCGUUUUGUGUGAUUGUAAAAAGGUAUAAAUAGAUAUAUCAUGAUUCUAAGGGACCAACGUUACGCGGCACAACACAUACUAAACCAUAGCCUCUAUUUUCAUUCAUGACUUUUCUUACUAGCACUUCAAAAGGCCGGUUUUGUUCCUUCGGACGCUUAUUUUCAAAGUAGGCCUGUUUUGUUAUUCGCAUUUAAAUGUAUGAUAAGUGUGUGUUAUUUUUUGUACAUAUGUGUAUAAACAGAAUGCACAAAGGAAACCGUGUGUAUGUUUGUGCGUGUGAAACAUUUUUGUCUGAUCUGAGAUGAUGACAUGUAUUUCUUUGUUCAAUGUCGUUUUAAUAAAUCUGUUUGUAUAUG
This is a messenger RNA of Synchiropus splendidus (mandarinfish), 2990 nucleotides long. RefSeq names its product solute carrier family 18 member 3b (gene slc18a3b). Gene Ontology annotation, cellular component: terminal bouton; AP-2 adaptor complex; membrane. Gene Ontology annotation, molecular function: acetylcholine transmembrane transporter activity; xenobiotic transmembrane transporter activity. Bases 446 to 2005 code for a protein of 519 amino acids. The record is from RefSeq and is a predicted model, not a curated record. Gene Ontology annotation, biological process: xenobiotic transport; transmembrane transport; chemical synaptic transmission. The transcript has a single exon. NCBI's taxonomy places the organism in Eukaryota, Metazoa, Chordata, Actinopteri, Syngnathiformes, Callionymidae.